Molecule: messenger RNA, 2591 nt
Organism: Conger conger (European conger)
Lineage: Eukaryota; Metazoa; Chordata; Actinopteri; Anguilliformes; Congridae
Product: putative RNA-binding protein Luc7-like 2
Exons: 10
Coding region: 557-1855 (432 amino acids)
Biological process (GO): mRNA splice site recognition
Cellular component (GO): U2-type prespliceosome; U1 snRNP
Molecular function (GO): mRNA binding
Source: RefSeq, a predicted model, not a curated record
UCCUCGAGCCAGUGAGCUGAGGGAGCAGAGCGCGCUCUCGAGAGGGGAGAACCUCGAGACACAGGGCCAAAAAGAGAAAUAAAGCAGAACAAAAAGCAUAGAUAUUGUGCGAAUUAAAGUGAUUGAUGAAUGAAAUAUAGCCGUGUCGUCACAAAUAAUACUUAUAUUUUACUUGAAGAAAUAAAUAUAUCCUAACUUUUGAUGCAUAGCUAGCCUAGCUAGCUUUCCACAGCGCCUGUUUUAAGCCAACUCAACGCCGAGUUGAGAUACCUAGCUAGCAACCCAGCUAGCCUAGUCGGAUAGUGGAAAUUAAGAAUAUAUGGAGUGAAAAAGAGGCGUACACGAAGCGGAUUUUUUUGCAAAGUAUCUCGGUUGUUCGAGUCAGAAACUUGCACGACCCUAAAGAAGUUAUUUUCUUUAUUUUUUUAUUCAAAAAGUUAGCUUCCGCUUGGCACGGGCCUAGAGUGUCGCGAGCUGUUAGUUACUUCGCGCGUGUACACUCGGCGCGUGGUGCGGCUGUCACGGAACCGUAAAGUGUGUGAAAAUCUAAAGGAAGAUGUCGGCUCAAGCACAAAUGCGGGCAAUGCUGGACCAGCUGAUGGGCACGGGCAGAGAUGGUGACAGCAUGCGACAGAGGAUUAAGUUCACAGACGAGAGGGUGUGUAAGAGUCACCUCCUCGACUCCUGUCCACAUGACAUACUGUCAGGCACGCGCAUGGACUUGGGGGAGUGUGUGAAAGUUCACGACCUGGCUCUCAGGGCAGACUUUGAGAUUGCCUCCAAAAAGCAGGAGUACUUCUUUGAACUUGAUGCCACAGAGCACCUGCAGUCCUUUAUCGCGGACUGCGACCGCAGGACAGAACUGGCGAAGAAGCGUUUGGCGGAGACGCAGGAGGAGAUCAGCGCGGAGGUCGCUGCCAAGGCGGAGCGGGUGCACGAGCUGAACGAGGAGAUCGGGAAGCUGCUGGCGCGGGCGGAGCAGCUGGGGGGCGAGGGGAACGUGGACGAGGCGCAGCAGGUGCUGGAGAAGGUGGAGAAGACCCGCGCCAUGAAGAGAGAGGCCGAGGACGUGUACAGGAACUCGAUGCCAGCCUCCAGUUUUCAGCAGCAGAAGCUCAGGGUCUGUGAGGUGUGCUCUGCGUACCUGGGUCUCCAUGACAACGACCGUCGUCUGGCUGACCACUUUGGUGGGAAGCUACACCUGGGCUUCAUUGAGAUCCGCGAAAAGCUGGAGAAACUAAGGAAAAUGGUUACUGAAAAACAAGAGCUGAUGCGGACCAGAAGACGGGAGGAACGAGACAAAGAGGAGGAGCGAGAGAGAGAGUGGGAACGAGAACGGGAGAAGGAAAGGGAGCGAGAGAGGGAGCGGGAGAGAGAAAGAGAGAGGGAACGAGAGCGUGAGCGGGAGAGAGAGCGGGAAAGGGAUAGACGAAGGACAAGAUCAAGAAGCGGAGAACGUUACAGGGAUGGUGGGAGCUCCUCCCAUCACUCCAGAAGGCAUCACUCCUCUCGCCCACGGGAAGAAGGAGGAGAGAGGGAGAAGGACAGGGAGAGGAGGCACAGACACAAGGACAGACACCGCUCCCGCUCACACUCUCAUAGGAGCAAAAAGAAGAGGUCGUCCCGCGACAGAACCCCUCCCCCCAGAGAGAGGGAGCGGUCCCCAUCGCCGGAGAGAGGGAACGAAGGGGGCAGAGGGGAUUGGCAGAGGGAGGGCUGGCCGACGGAGAGGGAGGGGUCCCCUUCGGUGGAGAUGCCCAGGAGAAGAGAGCCCAGCGAGGAGAGAGAGAGAUCCUUGUCAGCGGAGAGGGACAGGCGCUCGAGUUCUGAGGAGAGGGAAUCGGGGGAGCUAUAAUGGGAUGGACGGGCAUGGAGUGUAUAUACCGUAUAUAUUCAGGUGGUUGGCAAGAUUGAGUAUGGUAUGGUAGGAUGGGAUAAAGGUGAAGACUGAAGAGGAAAAACAAGAGGAAAAAUGGGGAAAUUGUCCUUCCUGAUAAAUGUCAGAGAAAGGGGUGAAGGAAUGAUGUUAGGAAGGAACGAACAGGGAGACAGAUGACACCCAAAGGCUGUUUAUUUUAUUUUAGCAUGGCUGUUGGGUUAUUGUUUUUUUAUUUUUAUGAUGAUGAUCCUUGUUGUUAUCAAUACAAAAAAAAUAAGAAAAAAAGAUACUCAAUCACUUUUGGACUCUCCGAUAUAAGGUUUGAAUAAAGAUUUUAAAAAGGAAGAAAAGGUGUAUGCUGCACAUAAGUCCCAGUUACCCUGAUGUACAUGUGAUGAGACAAAGGAGUUUAAAUACAAAGGCAUUCACACAGACCACACUCGUCCCCGUAUGACUGCAACAAACACACACACACACACACACACACACACACACACACACACAGAACAACCUUUGUAUGAAACUGAUCAGGUACAAUAUAUAGAGUCUGUACCCAUCAGUAAAGAUGUGGAAAGUCCUGAGAAAUUGAGCACAAACACACACAAGAGAAUGGCAACAUAACUCCUAACUCCUGAUUGUCAGAGGCCUGGGUGUCUGUGCCUUGAUGUGCAAUUUACACCGAAAUUUAAUAAAAUGUAAGUUUCCAUUGAAA